Mercenaria mercenaria is the source of this 1816-nucleotide messenger RNA. RefSeq names its product RRP15-like protein. Gene Ontology annotation, biological process: maturation of LSU-rRNA; maturation of 5.8S rRNA. Gene Ontology annotation, cellular component: preribosome, large subunit precursor. The transcript is spliced from 6 exons. Bases 30 to 854 code for a protein of 274 amino acids. The record is from RefSeq and is a predicted model, not a curated record. NCBI's taxonomy places the organism in Eukaryota, Metazoa, Mollusca, Bivalvia, Venerida, Veneridae.
GUUAACUUUGACCCGAGCUUCCAAUAAAAAUGGCUGCGCCCAUGUCUAAAAAAGUUCACGUGGAAAUUGAAGCGUCAGAAUCAGAACCAGAAAGAGAAUUUGAAGAAUCGAGUACUUCAGAGGAGAAAGAUACCAGCUCGGAUGAAGAGAAAAAUGAACCAACUGAGAGCUCAACAGGAGGAAAGACUGGUUUGGCAGAUGUACUUGCUAAAAUACUACACAAGAAUGUCCCAUCUCAUAAACAGGUGAUACUUUCAAAAGGAAAGACAGAUAAAGAAAUACAGAAACGUAAAUUGGAGAGGGAAGAAGAAGACACAGAGAACAAGUCAGCAAAAUUAAAAACCGAGUCAACUGAAAAAGAACCUCAGAUAGCCAGAGAGGAAAAGGUAAAGUUAUGGGAGAACAUGUGCAGGAUUAAGCCAGAUCCCCUGGACAGGGUCAAAGAGAGACAACUCCAGAAAAUAGCUACAAGAGGUGUUGUGCAGCUGUUCAAUGCAGUGAGAAAACAACAGAAGGUGUUGGAAGAAAAGAUCCAGCAAGUUGGUACCUCAGAGAGAAAGAAGGAUAAAAUAAUGGAAGGAAUGACAAAGGAUAAAUUUCUCACUAUACUGAAGGGAACCAGUAAAACUAAUGUUAAAUCUGAAAAGCUGGAGGUGCAAGACCAGAAAACAAGUAUUAAAAACAGUGACAGUGAUAGUGAUAGUGGUGAUAAAAGUAAAAAUAGUGGUAAAACUUGGAACAUACUAAAGGACGAUUAUAUGAUGGGUGCAAAGAUGAAAGACUGGGACAAGGAAGAAAGUAAUGAUGAUGAUGAUUCAGGACCUGAUGAUCCUGACUUGUCAGACAGUGACUGAAGAAUUGUGUGAAACUGUUUAAAAGGCUGUGAUGUUAAUGUAUUGAUGAUGAUGUUAGUGAUGAUUUAGGACCAAGAUAAUCACAGUUCAUCAGAUGGCAGCUGAAUUAAAAAAAAUAUGUAUGCAUAGAAAUAGCUGUGAUGCUUUAAACAUGUCUAGAUGAUGAUGUUGAUGAUUCUGGUCCUAGAUAGCCCUGAUGAAUCAGGUUGACAUCAUUCUGUAUAAACUAUCUACCUUGUAUGUAUAACACAUGCUGUGUAUGAUAGUUAUGAUGAUUAUGUUCCCAAUUUAUAGGGUAAGGAUUGAUAUUUACCUGUGUCAGACUUUGGUGAUGUACAACAGGCAUGACAUUGUGUGGAUGAUGAUUGAAGUGGUCAAUGUGAUAUAACACUUAUUUUUGAUACAGUACCAGUUUGCUGCUUUAACCUUUAGCCUGCUAAAUUUCUAAAAUGGACUGGUCCAUCAUUCAAUUUGGGCGGUCCCAUUUAUUAUUUGAAGGGGUUUUCACUGAAAAUUUACCGACUGAAUAGCGAUCAGUGCAGACCAUGAUCAGCCUGCACUGGUCACAAAGGCAUAAUCACUUGCCAACAUCAGGCUAAAGGAUAAGAGUCCUGUAUCAAGUAAUCUGUUCUUUUUCAAUGGUGUUAAAAUUUUGAUGAGCCAUCGUUUAAUUGCAAAGUAAAAUUUGAUGAGGUUUUCUGUUUUCCAUCAAGUUUUCCAUUUUCUAUUAUUAAGUUUCCUAAUUUUUAAGCUCUCAGCUGUACUUUAAAGAAUAAACUGUUAAAAAAAAAACUGUUCUAUUUCUCAAAAAGAUAGCCUAAGCUUUUCAUACUGAAUACAGAUGAAGUUCCUUUUUUAUAUCUACAUCCUGGUUACAAUGCAAUUGUUGUAAAUUUAGUGUUUUAUGUUCAAUACAGGUAACUGAAAAAAAAAACUGCAUUUAAGACAGUUUCAUAACCCGU